UUGAGCAUGUAAGUUGUGUACAUUAUCAAUAUGCGUGGACUACAUUGCUGGCUGUCAGUGCUGUUGCUAGCUUUAUGUUCUCAUAGCCAAGUUAAUGCCACUCACUCGUUGAAGGUGCUAGGACUGUUUCCACAUCCUGGCAUCAGCCAUUUUCACUUCUAUGAGCCGCUAAUGCAGGCACUGGCAGAAGCCGGCCAUGAAGUCAAUGUACUCAGUCAUUUUCCCAAUAAAAAUCCUCCAAUACGCUACAAGGAUUUACCGCUAACAGGGUUAAAUCAUCUGACCAACAGUGUGGACUUAGCGAUCUUUGAGAAGCGUCCCUUCUUUCAGCACUACUCUGAGUUCUUUGUGCUCAACGAGUGGGGCAAGGAAGCUUGCAACGCCACUCUACGCUCGCCAGCGCUGCAAACGAUCCUAAGGAAACCAGCCGGCUACUAUGACGUCAUCAUCAUGGAACUCUUCAAUACGGAUUGCAUGCUGGGAGUGGCAUACCAAUUGAAAGUGCCAGUCAUAGCCGUCAGCAGCUGUGCCUUGAUGCCUUGGCACUAUGAGCGAAUGGGCGCUCCAAUGAUUCCUUCGCAUAUGCCCACAUCUUUCUUGGGUUACUCACAGGACAUGCACUUGGGCAAACGGGUGUUCAAUUGGUUUACCUAUCACACCAUCAAUUGGAUGUACAAUUGGAUUUCCAUACCCGCUGCAGAUGCUUUGGUGCAAUAUAAGUUUGGUCACGACCUGCCCUCGGUGGGAGAAAUGGCCAAGAACAUUUCGCUGUUCUUUGUGAACCAGCACUACUCACUAAGUGGACCCAAGCCACUGCCACCCAAUGUGAUAGAACUGGGUGGACUGCAUAUACAGCAGGCGAAGCCUUUGAGUGCCGAACUGCAGCGACUGCUGGACAAUGCCUCCGAUGGCGUUAUACUGAUCAGCUGGGGCUCCAUGGUGCGCGCCCAUACGCUGUCCUAUGCCAAGCGCGAGGGCAUUGUACGCGCCGUGAGUCGCCUCAAGCAACAGGUCAUAUGGAAAUGGGAGAAUGAUACGCUGAACAAUAAACCAGCGAAUAUGCAUCUCAUGCCAUGGCUGCCACAGCGAGAUCUGCUCUGUCAUCCCAAUGUGAAGAUCUUUAUGACGCAUGGCGGGCUCAUGGGCAGCUCGGAGGCGGUUUAUUGUGGCGUGCCAGUGGUGGCCACGCCCCUUUAUGGCGAUCAGUUCCUUAAUGCCGCCGCCUUGGUGCAACGCGGCAUGGCCGUGCAGCUAAACUACGAGGAUAUAAGCGAGAUUACAGUGAUGCGUGCCAUCAAACGCGCCAUGGAGCUUAAAAUUGUGGAAGCUGCCAAGACAGUCUCGCACUCGUUUAACCACAGACCUAAGCAAAUUAUAGCAACUGCUCUUUGGUGGGUGGAGCAUGUGGGCUACUCCGGUCGCGAUCCUUUGCUGCAGCCUAGCUCUGUCCAAAUGUCACGCUUUGCUUACUACUCGUUGGACACCUAUUUGGUAUUGGGAUUUUUCUUCGCCAUUGCUUUAGCCAGUUGGGUGGCCUUGAUGAACAGUUGCCGUGACAAAUCCAAAUCAAAGUCCGAGCAGAAGUAAUUUAAACAUUUUAUGUAUGUAUAAUUGCUAAUUUAAAAAUGUAAUAUAUUAGUAUAAAAUAUAGUCGAUUUGGCCAUGUAGACG
Molecule: messenger RNA, 1671 nt
Organism: Drosophila busckii
Lineage: Eukaryota; Metazoa; Arthropoda; Insecta; Diptera; Drosophilidae
Product: UDP-glucuronosyltransferase 2B19-like
Molecular function (GO): UDP-glycosyltransferase activity
Source: RefSeq, a predicted model, not a curated record